AUGCCUGCACCGCCCGACAACAAGGGCGACCCCUUGGCCUUGGCCGUGGAUGGUAAGAAGAGCUCCAAGCUGGGCUUGGUUUCUGGCGUGUACAUCCCCGUAUGCCUGAACAUUAUGAGCAUUCUCAUGUUUCUGCGGUUUGGGCUCAUUCUGGGACAGGUCGGGUUUCUUGGAAUCAUGGGACUGUUGGCCACAGCCUACUGUGUCGAUCUUUUGACCACAUUGUCCCUGUCAGCCAUUGCCUCCAAUGGCGAGGUCAAGGGCGGGGGCGCAUACUAUCUGAUCUCGAGAUCACUCGGCCCCGAAUUCGGAGGUUCCAUUGGGAUUUUGUUCUUCUUGGCUCAAGCGCUCAAUGCUGCCAUGAACAUUGUUGGUUUAAUCGACUGCAUUCGGCUCAAUGUUGGACCCGAAUUUCCACGCGGAUAUUGGACAGGGUAUGGCUUGCAGACGGCAGCGUUGGUCAUGUCCACUUCCAUGUGCCUUUUGGGAUCAGCUACUUUUUCAAAGGCCUCUAAUUUAUUGUUGGCUAUCUUGACGGCAGCUGUGCUGAGUGUUCCGCUGUCAGCCAUCUUCAAGGCCCCGUUCCGAGACGACGAUGCUGGCAUUGUGUACACGGGGCUCAGUCUCAAUACUCUUGCCAGCAACCUUUUACCGAGUUUCGACGAGCAUGUCUACCAGGGGCUGACAACGUUCCGAGACUUGUUUGGCAUAACGUUCCCCGCUACUUCGGGUAUAUUUGCGGGUGCAUCCAUGUCGGGGGAUUUAAAAAACCCAAGCAAGGCCGUCCCCAAGGGCACACUAUGGGCCAUGCUCACGACCUUUGUUGUCUACUUUGUCGUGAUUCUCUCCAUGGCCUGCACCAUCUCUCGGGCCUCCUUGCUCGCCAACGACAACAUCAUGUCUGUGACGAGCCUGUCGGCGGCUGUCAUCUUCGCCGGAGAAUGUUCAGUGACCUUUUUCUCCGCCCUCAUGGGCAUCAUGGGCUCUGCCAAACUGUUCCAGGCACUGGCGAGAGACAAGUUACUGCCUGGACUUUCCAUCUUUGGCAGAGGGACCAAGAAGGCUGAUGAACCCAUCUUUGCUGUUUUUCUCACAUACGCUAUUGCGCAAGUUGCCCUCCUCGCGGAUUUGAACCAGAUUGCGACCUUCAUCUCCAUGGGCUACCAGAUGACCUUUUUCGUCAUGAAUCUUGCUUGCUUCCUCCUCAAAAUUGGAUCGGCCCCAAACUUUCGGCCCAGUUUCAAGCUCUUCAACUGGCAGACGGCGUGCAUCGGUAGUCUUCUGUCUGCUGCGGCCAUGUUCUUUAUUGACGAGACCUACGCAGCAAUUGCUAUUUGCGUGCUUGUUUUCGUCUUUCUACUCAUCCACUACUUGUGUCCGCCCAAGCGAUGGGGCGAUGUGUCGCAGAAUCUCAUCUACCAUCAAGUGCGAAAGUACCUGCUGCGGCUGAAGCCAGAACACAUCAAGUUUUGGCGACCACACAUCAUUCUUCUCAUCAACAACCCCCGACGCCAGACGCGGUUGAUACAGUUUUGCAAUUCCAUGAAGAAGGGGUCUCUUUACAUUUUGGGCCAUGUGAUCGUAACAGACGACUUCAACUCUGGGGUGCAUGAGGCCCGGCUGCAGCAACAGGCUUGGACACGAUAUAUUUCCGAGUUUUCAAGAAUCAAGGCCUUUGUCCAGCUUACCAUGUCUCCCUCAAUCACUUGGGGGGUUCGCAACUUGGUUCUUGCAGCCGGCCUCGGUGGCAUGCGUCCAAAUGUUGCAGUCUUGGGAUUCUAUAACAUGGAUGACCUGCGGAAAUCAAACCCCACGAUGCCCAUUCCGGAUGUGCCUGCAUCUCCAGCCGACAAGACGAGACGCAGGUCAAAAUCGUCCGGCAAUAUCGCCAGGCGUGGGCGUCGAGAUACGUCUGCACAGCUACUCGAGGGGACCCUGCCCACCGAUGUCAUUCGGACCGAGGGCAUGGUAUCCCCCACUGACUACAUGAUCAUGUUGGAGGAUCUUGCGUUGAAGUAUAGACUCAACGUUGCCAUAGCCCACGGGUUCGACAAGCUGGAGACGCCACAGCACGAUGGAUCCAAUUCCAAAAAGUACAUCGAUCUGUGGCCCAUCCAAAUGUCUGCUGAGCUGUCUUCGGAUGGCAAGAAUGUGCUUACGACAAAUUUUGACACGUACACCCUCAUCUUACAACUGGGGCAUAUUUUGCGCAGCGUACAAGCCUGGCAAAGAGUGUUUGCCCUGCGUGUUUUGGUGUUUGUGGAGUAUGCGCAUGAAGUCGACGAGGAGAGAGCUAGAGUCCAGGCUCUCCUAGAGAAGCUACGAAUCGACGCGCAGGUUCUCGUAUUCUAUUUGGCGUCUGGUCAUCUCAACACAUAUGAGCUCAUUGUCAAUGGAAGUACCGACGACAUUGAUGCCGAAAUCAUUGUUGGCGAGGCUCUCAAGGAUGAGGAAUGGUGGGAGGACUUGCAGAUGCUCCGCAGGCGGACCGAGGAGCUCUCCUCGAGCCAAGAGCUUUCGCAACUGGCCCAGUUUCUGGAUUCAACCAGUGCGAGACCUGGUGCAUAUAAUCCCCACGAUGAUGCGGGCAAUGCGCGCCGUCAGAGCAUGGCCGAAGUUGCAGAGAUGCCCAGGAAGCCAGACAUCGCCACGCUCUCAAAGCUCGGAGUCAGCAUGGGGAUUCACACGACACAUAUCAAUGAUGAAGUUCUGCAGGAGCCCGAAUCAACCCAGACUCUGAUACAGAUGUGGAAGCGUCUAUUGCUCGAGCCUUCGCAAGAAAGCGGUGCUGCAACGGGGCAGCCUUCAUCAACGCCCGGGCGAGGGCGGAUGUCAAGAACCGGCGAUCCAAGUACACAAGUUCCCUCGUACGGCACCAUGGAAGCAUCUCGGACGUUGGCAGAAAAUCCCGAAGCCUCAGUCGGGUUGCGUGUCCCUGAAGUUGCUGAAAUGGGUACGAGCUCUCCCGGGGCAGACAAGGGGCCUCAUCAGUUCGACUCUUUCCCUACACUAGACCCUCUUCGGGUGCCAUCCAGUGGUGUUCAGCGAUCACGCUCUACGAGUCCCUCGAAAGUUGGCGAUGGAGCUGGAGCCGUCACACCGACGAGACCGAAUUUCUCGCGACAGUCUUCUGCUGCUCGGUUCUCCAGCCGACCAGUGCCCGAAACCAAAAUCAUCGCGGAAGGUGAAGGCACCAAGCUUAGUUUCGCACCCACUGCCUCGAAUCCUCCGACGCCUGGCGCUGAACGACCAGCCUUCUCGAGGCAAUCCUCACUCGGCAAGUUUUCAAGUCGUCUGUUGCCUGAAACCAAAGUCAGCGGCGUAGAGGGCGCGAGAACAAUUACAUUUGCAAGUCCACCAGCAUCUCAGCCGCAUUCGGGUCCGCAUUCGCGGCAUCACUCGAGACACGGCUCUCAAUAUUCCGUGCACCGUCAGGAUCCAGUCAGCCUUGUUAUUCCAGAGCACGCUGAAGCAUUCACGGGGCACGUACCAAACCACGGCAGUGAAGCAGAUACCGGGUCGGCUUUUUCGGGACGCAAUGUGACGCUUUCAUUCAACGAUCUGCCUAGUCGAGCGCAGCACUUGAUUCUCAACGAGCUCAUGCGGCAGCACUCCAAGCUGACGAGUGUUUUAAUGACAACGCUGCCUAUUCCUUCUGAGGGCACGAGCCUCGACGAAACGUCUACAAUGCAGUAUCUUUCAGAUGUUGAACUUUUUUGCAACAAACUACCACCCACGUUGAUGGUUCUGAGCAACACCAUGACGGUCACAGUCAGUCUUUAG
Messenger RNA from Metarhizium album ARSEF 1941, 3783 nucleotides. RefSeq names its product cation chloride cotransporter. The record is from RefSeq and is a predicted model, not a curated record. Gene Ontology annotation, molecular function: potassium:chloride symporter activity. The transcript is spliced from 6 exons. Gene Ontology annotation, biological process: potassium ion import across plasma membrane; cell volume homeostasis; potassium ion homeostasis. The coding region runs from base 1 to 3783 and encodes 1260 amino acids. Lineage: Eukaryota; Fungi; Ascomycota; Sordariomycetes; Hypocreales; Clavicipitaceae. Gene Ontology annotation, cellular component: membrane.